Molecule: messenger RNA, 2796 nt
Organism: Trypanosoma brucei brucei TREU927
Lineage: Eukaryota; Euglenozoa; Kinetoplastea; Trypanosomatida; Trypanosomatidae
Exons: 1
Coding region: 1-2796 (931 amino acids)
Source: RefSeq, a predicted model, not a curated record
AUGUAUUUGUCAUCGGCAUUUUUUCCCACGCACGUCCUCUUUCAUUACUCACGCUCUCAUCAACAUGAACACCGCAAUGGGCGAAAUAGCAGUAACAAUAGCACGGAAGGUCAAAAAGAAAACAAAAGCGGGAAAGCAGGAAAACUAAGUGUGAGGCUACGACUCGGGAAACAGAGCGCAGAGGGGUGCGGUGUGGGUUUGGAUAUGUCCCGAGCACUUGAAAGGCUCCUACCGACACUUGUCAAGCACCUUGUAGGAGAAGUAGUGGAAAACGAUGAUUGGGAAGCCGACACAACCACAUACGAAGGAGCAGAGGUGAAGGCGGAGGUUGAAGCUGAGGAGAAGUUGUUGACGGCUCAGCGCGAACAUGAGAAUGAUGGUAACGGAGUGUGCAGCACAAAAGCAUCGCUUAAUGCUACGUCUUUUAGUAAUAAGGGCAGUUCUGCUUGCAGCAGCGCCCAGCGGUGGAGGCGCUGUAUUGAAAUUUGGAGGCAUCUACUAGGGUCUGAUCAACUCUUUCUUGCCCUUCUUUUUCACAGCGGUUCGCUGUGGGCUAAGGAGUGGUCCCCCGGAAAGCAAGGGGGUGAAAUACUAGAGACGCCUGGUCCGACUGCGGGAGCAGGAACAAAUUCCUCUUGGGUGGAGGCUGUUUUGUGGUUCCUGCAGUUACAUGAAAUUCCUGCGGCCACUGAUAGUGAGGAAGGUGGUGACGACAAUAAGACGAGUUUUGUUCAUAGUGAUGAGAAGGUUACUGAGAAGGCUGAGUUCGGCAAUGUUUGCGGUGCCCCUUCAGCUUUUCACAUACGGUCUAAGGAACGCACUCAAGUGCAACGUGCCGCCACUGGUCUAUUGGGUGAUUGGUUUGCCACAGUUGACAAGUGCGGGAAACGGUUCGCUCGCGCAUAUUACUUCUCCUGUGCAAUUAAGAUUGUGGCACUAGUGGGAAACGCGACACUCAUUGAGAGCAUUCCUCACCUUCACAACCUUGUGCAAAUGGAUCCGCGGUUUUCCUCGCACCUCAAGGCAUUCUGCAGUAUACUGUGCUGCCUGCUAGUUGAGGAAGCACAACAGCAGCAGCCGUAUCGACUUCGACUUCCCCCACCGUUUUUUCUGUUAAACUUCAACCUGAUUGGACGUGGGUCACGCGUGGGCGUUUGGCUUCCGCGGGCUCUUACCGGGUACAGGGGCGCGGGAAAAUCCACUCAAGAGGGGGACUUCUACUCAUGCGUCGUUUCUUGUUCAGGCGUUGUGCUGCGGAUGCCCUCAUCACCUCCAACUUCACAGGGUGCUGGAGACAUAGUUUUGGUUGUUCGUUUGCUUGAUGAAGCACACAUGGGGUCAAACGACGUGUUACCCCUUCUUCCUCGGACAAGCAGAAGCUCACAAGACGAUGAAAGACUUCAAGAAAAGUGGGUAGGUAGAGCGAGACGGCAUGCUGUGCACGGCUCUCUUCAUGCGGGAGGAACUUCACCGUUGCGGUGCUGGAGUGCUAUGUGCGCUGCGACAUGUAGCUUCGUACGCAUAGAUGUUGCUGAAUCGCGGCGCAUCGUUGAAUUGCUACCACCAACCACAACGGCAGCGGCAAAUAAUAACAAUCGGCGGGCCCCAAUACACCAGCAACAGCAACAGCAAGGCCCCACCCUUUUUACCGUGCCAUUGCAGCGAGGCUCACGAGCGUCCGUCGGUCGUGAUCCCCUGGCAGCAAUUACGUUUACCUUGUCCACAACCGCCCGCCGACUCAUUGGAUGCCGUGGGUUAUUCACAAAGCAACAAUCUGUCCACGAGAGAAAGUCAAACGGGCACUUAUCAAGAGUUGAGAAAUCAAAUACCAAUGCACAUUACCCAGUCUCACGCUUUACAACAGAUGCCGCAAGUUGUGGGGACACUUUGGGCGCUCCCUGUUCUGCAUUCUUCAGCCGAAGUGAGGAAGAACUCGAGUGCCUUAUUGAGUGUGCACUGCAUCUCCAACUCGAGGCUCUACUACUAUGCAGCACUCUCCCACGUGACAUAUUUCCAGUGGUUGAUGCAUGGGCAGUCGAAGCAACAUCAAAUGCAAUUGAUUUAGCUCUUGCUACACCUUGGCCAGUCGUCCGAUGCCUGCGGGCCUCGGGUUUUGCCCUCUGCCUUAUGCCCGAGCAUCAGCAACAUCAAUCUUUGCUUGUUGCCAUAGGCCUCUUUGCUACGCUUGUCCAACGCCAAAAGGAGAGAAAGAGCGACCGUAGCGCCGCAACUGGUGCCGCGCCUUAUGAUGGAGCUGCCAACGCCAGCAGCGGCGCGGGGUGGUGGGAGGUUUUCAAAGUUUGUGUCUUGGGAGACACGGUCAUCCCGGGACAAUUCUGUAGUGGUUUCUGGAAACUUGUCGAACGUGCCGAGAGGUCAUUUCGUACCUCUCCUUCGGUACGUUUAGUGAAGAAACAGGGCCAAAGUGUGGAUGUAGACAGCAGCGGUGUCGAAGCUUCUGAAUCACCUCCUACCCACGGACUUGAAAGAGGCCCGCCUCGGCGCCUCAGUCUGCGGCGAAGCAAACAGCAGCGAGGAGAGAAUGUGGGCCAGGGAGAUGGAGAAGGCGGGGAAAAGAAGAUUUGCAAAGUUGAAACGAUGGGAAGUCACAGGGAAUUGACACCAUUUGCGACGCUACGGUUCGUCACCCCACGCACCGUUGAGGUUUUUGACGACUACCCCCUUACUUCGCGUUCUCACUCCACAGAAAAUAGGAGACAGAUCACUCUGACGGAUAUGGCGGUAUCACUUUGGUGGGUGUUAGAACAAACGGCGGCAAAUAUCGCAUCAGGGUAG